UUUCAGUUCUAACUUCUCAGGCAGAUGUCAUAGUCUCUAACUACUCCGUAUAUACAUCUAUAAUUGAAGAAGAAGAAGAAGAAGAAUAAUAAUAAUAAUUGAUGGAAAGUGAUGUUGUGGUGAGGCGCACCCAACCACAACCUUAUGUGGUCGGGUAAGCGAAGGCACGUGUACACAGUGUUGUCUGUCCUCUGUUCUCCUCCAAAGAUAUCUCAAAUUUGCUGGUCUGGAAGGUGUAGGGUUUUUGAAUGAAAAAAUAAAUACAUAAAAUAUUAAUCACCAAUGGCAGACAACCGCAAAUCCGUCCUGAUCACAGGCUGUUCGCCCGGUGGCAUUGGCCAUUCCCUGGCGCAGGAGUUCCACCGCAACGGCCUGCGCGUCUUCGCGACAGCCAGAGAUAAGAGCUCAAUCGCCAACCUAGCGGAACAGGGGAUUGAAACGCUGAGCUUGGUCGUGGAUAAGGAAGAGAGUAGGAAGGCAUGCCGUGAGGAAAUUGAGCUGUUGCUUAAGGGGAAGGGGCUUGAUUAUCUGGUUAAUAAUGCGUAAAGUUGGGUUAAACUACACCGUCCCCGCCUUGGACGUUAAUCUCCAAGAGGUCCGAGAGGUCUUCGAGACAAAUUUCAUCUCGGUCAUUGCAAUGUGCCAGGAAUUCGCCCCCCUGAUCAUAAAAGCCAAGGGCACAAUCGUUCAAGUGGGAUCCGUCGCAGGAAUAAUACCAUACGUCUUUGGCUCUGUUUACAACGCAUCAAAAGCCGCCCUGCACUCAUUCAGUGAUACUUUGCGCGUAGAGCUUGCGCCGUUCGGCGUCCAAGUAACAACCAUAGUAACCGGCGGCGUAAAAUCCAACAUCGCUCGCACCUCCCGCACACUGCCCGAAACCUCCCUCUACCACCCCGUCGCCGCCGAGUACGCCCGCCGCAUCGUCCACAGCCAGGAGGGCGCCGUGUCCAACGAAGCCUACGCGCGCACGGUGGUGACGCAGAUCCUGUAUGGGUCUGCACCGCUGCGGUGGCUGCGGUGGCUGCUCCUGUGGCCGUUUGGGGGCCGCGGGAUUCGCCGGAGUGGUAGGUAUGUGUGGGCGGGCAAUCGAUCGGCACUUAUUUGGCUUUUGAGUGGGGGGUGGGCGUGGUUUGGGGUGUUUCAGAUGGGGAUGUCGAGGAUGUUUAAUUUGUGGAAGUUGAGGAAGUGAGGGGGGGUGGGUGGACUUGUAAGGGGUCUUGUUUCUUUUCGAAUUGCAUGCUUCCUGUGAUGCAUUUCUGUCUCCCUUACUGUAAUCUAUAGUUUACUAGUUAGUUGUCCUUAAAAAUUUGAGUAUUCCUCUUUGGCAAUGUUCAAGGAGGGUGAAAUGGCAAACAACUAGUCGGCGGUUCCCCUUCAUGGACUUCUUUCUUCUCCAUCCGGGCAUAUGCGGUACCUGACUGGGACAGACCCGCGUAUGAUUCUCGGAACAAACAAUUAUGAUAUUUCUGCUAUCCAGAAAAAAAGAAAGAAAAAAGAAAAAAAGAAAAAAAA
Messenger RNA from Blastomyces dermatitidis ER-3, 1512 nucleotides. RefSeq names its product oxidoreductase, variant. Gene Ontology annotation, cellular component: endoplasmic reticulum; lipid droplet. Gene Ontology annotation, biological process: triglyceride catabolic process; phosphatidic acid biosynthetic process. Lineage: Eukaryota; Fungi; Ascomycota; Eurotiomycetes; Onygenales; Ajellomycetaceae. The coding region runs from base 539 to 1189 and encodes 216 amino acids. The record is from RefSeq and is a predicted model, not a curated record. The transcript is spliced from 6 exons. Gene Ontology annotation, molecular function: acylglycerone-phosphate reductase (NADP+) activity; triacylglycerol lipase activity.